Messenger RNA from Salmo salar (Atlantic salmon), 1997 nucleotides. Its product is annotated as thymosin beta 2. Gene Ontology annotation, molecular function: actin monomer binding. Gene Ontology annotation, biological process: regulation of cell migration; actin filament organization. Gene Ontology annotation, cellular component: cytoplasm. Lineage: Eukaryota; Metazoa; Chordata; Actinopteri; Salmoniformes; Salmonidae. The record is from RefSeq and is a predicted model, not a curated record.
UUUAGUGCUUCCUCUCUCCCCCUCCCUCUCAGUUUCUCCCUCCUCCCCUCCUCCCCAUCUCCCCUCCUCCCUCCUCCCUUUUUCUCUCUUAAACCCACACCCUGGUGCAGACCUAGACGUGCAGAAACCGGAAGACACUCACAGCCUUGUCUACUUCCAUCUCUUUCCAACCUUGCCCUGGAGGAUUAAAGCACACUGCUGUGUGGAACAAAGCAACUAUGUCUGACAAACCUGACCUGACAGAGAUCACCUGCUUCGACAAGACCAAACUGAAGAAGACUGAGACGAAAGAGAAGAACCCCCUGCCAACCAAAGAGACCAUUGAACAGGAAAGGAAAGGGGACGCGACGCCUUGAUGUGACUUGGUGAAGAGGACGUGAGGAGGAAAACAGGAGAGGCAGAGAUGCCGUCAACAAAAGCACUUUGUUUUGACUGUCUGUCUGUCUCAGUAUUCUACUUGAAGUUACUUUGUAUUGUAUAACAGGGUGCUGUAGGGCCCCGGGAGAUGCAGUAGUGGAGGAGGGUACAUGGGCUGCAUCCCUAAUGUCACCCUAUUCCUUAUAUAGUGCAAUAAUAUUGACCUGGUCCACUAUAUAGGGAAUAUGGUGCCAUUUGGGACACAGAUUGACAUCUUCACAGGGGUCUCUCUAUCAUCAGGGGAAUAUAGUUGUAGCCUGGCUGCCAGGAUGGUUCUGCUUUAAAUAAGUAUUGGGCCAGAAACAACACCUAGCCUUUACUCCCUAGCCUCUAACCCUUUACUCCCUAACCUCUAACCCUUUACUCCCUAACCUCUAACCCUUUACUCCCUAGCCUCUAACCCUUUACUCCCUAGCCUCUAACCCUUUACUCCCUAACCUCUAACCCUUUACUCCCUAACCUCUAACCCUUUACUCCCUAGCCUCUAACCCUUUACUCCCUAGCCUCUAACCCUUUACUCCCUAACCUCUAACCCUUUACUCCCUAGCCUCUAACCCUUUACUCCCUAACCUCUAACCCUUUACUCCCUAGCCUCUAACCCUUUACUCCCUAACCUCUAACCCUUUACUCCCUAGCCUCUAACCCUUUACUCCCUAGCCUCUAACCCUUUACUCCCUAACCUCUAACCCUUUACUCCCUAGCCUCUAACCCUUUACUCCCUAGCCUCUACCCCUUUACUCCCUAGCAUCUAACCCUUUACUCCCUAACCUCUAACCCUUUACUCCCUAACCUCUACCCCUUUACUCCCUAGCCUCUAACCCUUUACUCCCUAACCUCUAACCCUUUACUCCCUAACCUCUAACCCUUUACUCCCUAGCCUCUAACCCUUUACUCCCUAGCCUCUAACCCUUUACUCCCUAGCCUCUAACCCUUUACUCCCUAGCCUCUAACCCUUUACUCCCUAACCUCUACCCCUUUACUCCCUAGCCUCUAACCCUUUACUCCCUAGCCUCUAACCCUUUACUCCCUAGCCUCUAACCCUUUACUCCCUAACCUCUAACCCUUUACUCCCUAGCCUCUAACCCUUUACUCCCUAGCCUCUAACCCUUUACUCCCUAACCUCUAACCCUUUACUCCCUAGCCUCUACCCCCUUACUCCCUAGCCGUUACCCCCUAGUCUCUACCCCCUUACUCCCUAGCACUUACCACCUAGCCUCUAGCCUCUAACCCUUUACUCCCUAGCCUCUACCCCCUUACUCCCUAGCCGUUACCCCCUAGUCUCUACCCCCUUACUCCCUAGCACUUACCACCUAGCCUCUAGCCUCUAACUCUUUACUCCCUAGCCUCUACCCCCUUACUCCCUAGCCGUUACCCCCUAGUCUCUACCCCCUUACUCCCUAGCACUUACCCCCUAGCCUCUACCCCCUAACUCUUACCCCCUAGGCUUCACCAAACCAAGUCAGGCAUCCAGGCUAAGAGAGAUCGGGGAGAGGAAGGUGGGGGGAUUAUGGAGGUAUUUUCAUAAUUCACUUUUUACUUUUCUUUAUGAAAUAAAGACAAAAGGGUGUAAUACAAAACAA